UCUGAAAAAAAACAACAGCAAUUGCCUAAAAAAUAGCAACAACUACCAGCAGCCAGAAAGACUUACAAAUCCCACUUCAAAAAUCGCGACAAAAAAGUGUUUACAAAAACUCUUACAUCAAAAAAGAAAAACAAGAAAUACAAAAAGCAAUCAAACGCAGAAAAAAACAAAACACACUACAAAAUAAUCUAACGCCAAAGUCAAAAAAUAACCAAUUAAAUUAUCGCAGCAAACGCGAUAGAAGUAAUUCAUACUGGCAACGAGUCAUCAACAACAACAACAGCAGUCAAUGUGUGUGAGAGGCCGCUGUCGACACAAAGCACUACGCCGAAGCCAAAACAACAGCACUAGCCAUUAGCGCACAACAGUCGAACAAGUCCGGCCGUGGCAAAUAGUCAGACAGCGCGGGCAAAUGCUAGAGUGUUAUAUUUAGUAAAUUUCGUGCCAAUAUUUUUAGUAAUAUUAAAAAUUCAAUUGAGACGCGCUAGACUUAGUGCACAGAGCAACAAAGUAAGUAGGUCAGUUGCUUAGACAACAACGCGGCACAACCAGCUAAGGAAGUGGUUUAAUUGCAAGUUUCGGAGUUCGUGAAGUCAACGAGUUGUCGAAAGGAGAAAUCAGCAAAGCGAAGCGUGAAGGACGGCCAGUUUUGCCGACCAAAGGCACAGGUGACUUACUGUGACCGCGCAUAAUUGGUGGAGCUGAAAUUUGGUCGAUUGUGUGUUCGUGUUACAAAAUUUUGGAAGGAGCAAUAAGCUGCAAACACUAGACUGAUCCAGAAGAUUGCAAGGGAGUUCUUACAGCGAAGUUGUUACUACGAGUGCAACUGCAUAUAAAGGAGUUUUUGAGCGAGUUUAGUGCUAGUAACUUCAAGGAAUUCAUAAUAAUCUACCGAAAUCUGUAGUGUAAACAAACGAGAAGUCGGAAUGAACAACAAGUCUAAGUAAAACAAAUUCAAAUCACUUAAAAUACAAAACCUCUCCAAAACACCAAAUAAUAAGCUGACUAAAACGCUGUUACUAUUCUAACUUAGUAUACAACAACUUUACAUAUCGAUUUUAAGAUAAUUUUAAAGUUAAAAUAUUUAAGAUUAAAAUAUAUGCCAAAAUCGACGUUCAAACGAAAAACCCAAAACAUAAACGCUGACAACUAAAAAAAAUUUCAUUCGAUCGUAUGAUUUAUUUCAUUGACUAAUAACUACCCGCAAAGUAACGUGCCGUUAACAGCUGAUCGCUAAGAGAGCGUAGAGCAAAAGAGACAACAAAAAACACGUCAUAUUACAAUAAAUACCGCUAUUUACAAGCGCAGAAAAGUGAACGUGAAGGCAAAAUACGAAAUAAUUGAAUUUUAAAAUUAUCGCAAGAUAAGUGGUAAAUGCGCGUGGCAACAAACACAUAAUAGUGUUGUAGACGCACAUACAAAUAUACAAAACUAGUGAAGUAACAUGAAAAUUUUGCACAAUUUUUUUAAACAAAAUAACGAAGCAUACAAAUUGUCCAAAAAUCUAGUAAACUUAUUGUAAAAUAACUAUUUUUACCUGCGAGCAACGACUACGAAUAAUUUGUUUUAAUUUCCAAAAAAGGAAAAAAAAAACGAAAAAUAAUAAAAACAAUAAAAAGUGCACAAUGUCACCAACGCACAAUAGACUGCAGCGCAUGCUUGCUAAAUACAGCAACAACAGUUUGCUGACAUUUCUCACAGUUCUCUUGGUGCUCUUCGAUAUGCAGUUUAAGCGAGCGGAAGCGCUCAAAGUGACGGCUAAAAUGAUAUCCAACCACAAUUAUCCAGUCGAGGAGCACACAGUACACACACCCGAUGAUUACAUACUUACCGUUUAUCGAAUACCCGAUUCACCAAAAUUGCGCGGCACCGCCAACUCAACGGCCAUUGCACGCACUUCCAAACCGGUCGUCUUUCUGCAGCACGGCAUACUCUGCGCCUCCGACGAUUGGAUACUCAACGGUCCAGACACUUCGCUGGCAUACAUGUUCGCCGAUUCCGGUUAUGAUGUGUGGCUGGGCAAUGCGCGUGGCAAUACAUAUUCGCGCCAGCACAAACACAAACAUCCCGAUUCAUCAGAUUUCUGGAAUUUCAGUUGGCACGAGAUUGGCGUCUACGAUUUAGCCUCAAUGCUGGAUUACGUGUUGGUCGAGACAAACGAUACAGCGUUGCAUUUUGUCGCGCAUUCACAAGGCACCACAACAUUCUUCGUGCUUAUGUCCACGCUGCCGUGGUACAAUGAGAAAGUGAAGACGGUGCAUCUAUUGGCGCCCAUUGCCUUUAUGCGUAAUCACUCGUUUAUGCUCUCGAAAUUGGGUGGACUCUUUUUGGGUUAUCCGUCGUUUUUGAGUUGGGUGCUUGGCGGUAUGGAGUUGUUGCCGAUUACAAGCAUGCAGAAACUGUUAUGCGAAUAUGUGUGCUCGGCGGAGUCAAGAUUUCGGUUUCUGUGUUCAGGAAUUUUAGACUUUCUCGGUGGUUGGGGUACGCGGCAUUUGAAUCAUACGCUGCUGCCACACGUUUGUGAAACUCAUCCCGCCGGUGCCUCCACAACACAAAUUAUUCACUACUUGCAGCUGUACACAUCCGGCGAUUUCCGUCAAUACGAUCACGGCAUCGAAUUGAACAAAAAGUACUAUCAACAAGAGACACCACCAUCAUACAAUGUCCACGAGAUAUCCAGUUGUGUAAAUAUGUAUUACAGCAACAAUGAUUACAUGUCAGCCGUUGAGGAUGUGGAAUAUCUGGCAACACUGCUGCCUUGCGUGGAACUCUAUCGCAUACCCUAUGACGAUUGGAACCACUAUGACUUCUUGUGGUCAAUAAACGUGAAAGAAGUGAUAAAUGAUAGAAUAAUUGAUAAAAUCGCCAGACAUGAGCUGCAAAAUUUGUGAAAUUGAUUUUCCUUUAAGGAAAAUGUUGAAUUGUCACAAAUAAAGUGUGUUCGUUGUGUAGGUUUUAUCAUAAGUGAUGUUUGUAAAUAUUUUGUUUUUUGUAUGAUUCUAGUAUUAUUGCAAUAUUUAAGGUAUAUAGGUAGAAUAAUCAAGCUAAACAAAUUAAAAACAAAAAACGAAGAAAAAAUAUUUAAAUAUUUUAUUAAUAUAUGACAUCUAUAUGUACCUUUUAUAAGCUGUGAGACCAAAAAGAUAAAAAAC
Molecule: messenger RNA, 3152 nt
Organism: Bactrocera latifrons
Lineage: Eukaryota; Metazoa; Arthropoda; Insecta; Diptera; Tephritidae
Product: lipase 3
Exons: 3
Coding region: 1626-2891 (421 amino acids)
Biological process (GO): lipid metabolic process
Molecular function (GO): hydrolase activity, acting on ester bonds
Source: RefSeq, a predicted model, not a curated record